AUGUGGAGCUCCGACUCCGAGGCCGAUCUCGCCGCCGCCGCCGCCAUGACCACCACCACCGCAUCUUCGUCCCCGUCCUCCACCUCGUCCUCCUCUUCCUCCCCGUCCGCCUCGCCGCCGCCCCCGCCCCAGCAGCCGCAGCAGCAGCCCCGGCGCCGCCGCACCCGCCGGUCGCGCCGCCAGAACACCAACAACACCGCGGGGGCGGAGGCGACAGAGGACGUGUGGCGCGGGGCGCAGUGGGAGUCGGCGUGGCCGCGGCGCGCGAGCCCCGUGGUGGUCGUGGCUGCCGAGGAGACGUCCGCGGCGGCCGGCGGCGGCUCCUCUUCGCCUUCCGGCGAGGGCAUGGGCCGCGCGAGGAGUUUGACGGACGACGACCUGGAGGAGCUCAAGGGGUGCGUGGAUCUGGGGUUCGGCUUCAGCUACGACGAGAUCCCCGAGCUCUGCGGCACGCUCCCGGCCCUCGAGCUCUGCUACUCCAUGAGACAGCGCUUCAACCUCGACGACCACCACCACCACCAGGAGACCCCCGCGCCGCCGUCGCCGUCGCCGCCCAUCGCCAACUGGAAGAUCUCCAGCCCCGGCGACAGCCCGGAGGAGGUGAAGGCGCGGCUCAAGUACUGGGCGCAGGCCGUGGCCUGCACCGUCAGGCUCUGCAGCUGAACCAAACCCGAUCACAUCAAGAACCAUGCCAAGAACUCAAGAACAACAAGAGCGACCAGAGGCUAGCUUCUUCUUCGCGAUCCAUCUCUUGGCAUUACUGCAUUGCCGCUGUCCAUUCUGGUCGAAGCAGGUUUUCCGAUGACAUUACGAAAGAGCACAUCGUGGUGGAUGGAUCUUGCUGACUGCUGGCUAUAGCUGUGCCUGUACAGUUGGAGGAUGGAUGUGGAGUAGCUGGAUGGUAUCGUAUCGGUUGGGAAUAAUGGUGUUAGUUACCCCUUGCUUACUUGCUCUGCUCAUCAGUGCCAGCUACAGAGCUUGUACUCAAUCUCCAUAAACUAAUGUGAUCCUAAUAAUAAUGUAGUGCUAGUUGGGAAGAUCAUCAAAUGUGAACCUAUAAAUAAAUCGGAUUCGGCCGCCUGUUUAUUUAUUUUUAUGCUAAUCAUUGAUACCCGCCGCUUGCUGUAUUUA
This is a messenger RNA of Brachypodium distachyon (stiff brome), 1131 nucleotides long. RefSeq names its product pro-neuregulin-2, membrane-bound isoform. Lineage: Eukaryota; Viridiplantae; Streptophyta; Magnoliopsida; Poales; Poaceae. Bases 1 to 663 code for a protein of 220 amino acids. The transcript is spliced from 2 exons. The record is from RefSeq and is a predicted model, not a curated record.